AGGGGGCGGGGGCGGCGUUGCUGGGCUCUCCGGAAGGAGACGUGGCGGCUGUUGGGCCCCGGGCAACCUGGGUGCUUGGUAGUCCCGCCGCCUCCUCCUCCUCCUCCUCCUCCUCCCUCUCCUCUCCACUGUGGGCCGGAGGAGGUUGUGGCAGCGGCUGGAGAAUUCGGCGGCGGAGGAUGGAGGAAGGAGGCGGCGGCGCGCGGAGUCUGUUCCCAGGCGGGCCGCUGUUACUGGUACUCUGCGGUCUCCUAGAGGCGUCCGGCGGCGGCCGAGCGCUCCCCCAGCUCAGCGAUGACAUCCCUUUCCGAGUCAACUGGCCCGGCACCGAGUUCUCUCUGCCUACAACUGGAGUUUUGUAUAAAGAAGAUAAUUAUGUCAUCAUGACAACUACACAGAAAGAAAAAUAUAAAUGCAUUCUUCCCCUUGUGACAAGUGGGGAUGAGGAAGAAGAAAAGGAUUAUAAAGGCCCAAAUCCAAGAGAGCUAUUGGAGCCACUAUUUAAACAGAGCAGUUGUUCCUACAGAAUUGAGUCUUAUUGGACUUACGAAGUAUGUCACGGAAAACACAUUCGGCAGUACCAUGAAGAGAAAGAAAGUGGUCAGAAAGUAAAUAUUCACGAGUACUACCUUGGGAAUAUGUUGGCUAAGAACCUUCUAUCCGAAAAAGAACAAGAAGCAGAAGAAAAGGAAAAAUCAAAAGAGAUUCCCACUAAAAAUAUCGAAGGUCAGAUGACACCCUACUAUCCGGUGGGAAUGGGAAAUGGUACACCUUGUAGUUUGAAACAGAACCGGCCCAGAUCAAGUACUGUGAUGUACAUAUGUCAUCCUGAAUCUAAGCAUGAAAUUCUUUCAGUAGCUGAAGUUACAACUUGUGAAUAUGAAGUUGUCAUUUUGACACCACUCUUGUGCAGUCAUCCUAAAUAUAGAUUCAGAGCAUCUCCUGUGAAUGACAUAUUUUGCCAGUCACUACCAGGAUCACCAUUUAAACCCCUCACCCUGAGACAGUUGGAACAGCAGGAAGAAAUACUGAGGGUGCCUUUUAGGAGAAAUAAAGAGGAAGAUAUGCAAUCAACUAAGGAAGAGAGAUUUCCAGCAAUCCACAAACCCAUUGCUGUUGGUUCUCAGCCAAUGCUCACAGUUGGAACAACCCACAUAUCCAAAUUGACAGAUGACCAACUCAUAAAAGAGUUCCUUAGUGGUUCCUACUGCUUUCAUGGGGGUGUUGGUUGGUGGAAAUAUGAAUUCUGCUAUGGCAAACAUGUACAUCAAUACCACGAGGAAUAUAUGCCAGAAAUACAGAAUGAAAAUAAAAUUUUCCUCCACUGUUGUCCCAUUUUUCAAAAGUAACAGCUGGGGCUUCCCUGGUGGCGCAGUGCUUAAUAAUCUGCCUGCCAGCGCACGGGACUCUGGUACGAGCCCUGGUUUGGGAAGAUCCUACGUGCCGCAGAGCAACUAAGCCCGUGCACCACAACUAAUGAGCCUGAGCUCUAGAGCCUACGAGCCACAACUACUGAGCUGGCAUGCCACAACUACUGAAGCCCACGUGCCUAGAUCCUGUGCUCCACAACAAGAGCAGCGACCGCAGUGAAAAACCCAGGCACCACAACGAAGAGUAGCCACCACUCGCCGCAACUAGGGAAACCCCGUGUGCACCAACAAAGACACAACACAGCCAAAAAUAAAACUAGACUGGAGGAGAAAAACCAUAUGAUCAUCUCAAUAGAUGCAGAAAAAGCUUUUGACAAAAUUCAACACCCAUUUAUGAUAAAAACCCUUCAGAAAAUAGGCACAGAGGGAACUUACCUCAACUUAAUAAAGGCCGUAUAUGACAAACCCACAGCCAACAUCGUUCUCAAUGGUGAAAAAUUGAAACCAUUUCCACUAAGAUCAGGAACAAGACAAGGUUGCCCACUCUCACCACUAUUAUUCAACAUAGUUUUGGAAGUUUUAGCCACAGCAAUCAGAGACGAAAAAGAAAUAAAAGGAAUCCAAUUCGGAAAAGAAGAAGUAAAACUGUAACUGUAUGCAGAUGACAUGAUACAAUACAUAGAGAGUCCUAAAGAUGCUACCAGGAAACUACUAGAUCUCAUCAAUGAAUUUGGUAAAGUAGCAGGAUACAAAAUUAAUGUACAGAAAUCUCUUGCAUUCCUAUACACUAAUGAUGAAAAAUCUGAAAGAGAAAUUAAGGAAACACUCCCAUUUACCAUUGCAACAAAAAGAGUAAAAUACCUAGGGAUAAAUCUACCUAAGGAGACAGAAGACCUGUAUGCAGAAGAUUAUAAGACACUGAUUAAAGAAAUAAAAGAUGAUACCAACAGAUGGAGAGAUAUACCAUAUUCUUGGAUGGGAAGAUCAACAUUGUGGAAAUGACUAUACCACCCAAAGCAAUCUACAGAUUCAGUGCAAUCCCUAUCAAACUACCAACGGCAUUUUUCACAGAACUAGAACAAAAAAUUUCACAAUUUGUAUGGAAACACAAAAGAACCCAAAUAGCCAAAGUAAUCUUGAGAAAGAAAAACAUAGCUGGAGGAAUCAGGCUCCCUGACUUCAGACUAUACUACAAAGCUACAGUAAUCAAGACAAUAUGGUACUGGCACAAAAACAGAAAUGUAUCAGUGGAACAAGAAAGAAAGCCCAGAGAUAAACCCACGCACCAAUGGUCAACUAAUCUAUGACAAAGG
This is a messenger RNA of Physeter macrocephalus (sperm whale), 2683 nucleotides long. RefSeq names its product endoplasmic reticulum lectin 1 (gene ERLEC1). Lineage: Eukaryota; Metazoa; Chordata; Mammalia; Artiodactyla; Physeteridae. The transcript has 11 exons. Gene Ontology annotation, cellular component: endoplasmic reticulum lumen. Gene Ontology annotation, biological process: retrograde protein transport, ER to cytosol; endoplasmic reticulum unfolded protein response. Bases 180 to 1349 code for a protein of 389 amino acids. The record is from RefSeq and is a predicted model, not a curated record.